AUGCCCAAAGCUGUGAAACGUACACUUGAGUUUUUCACCCUUGACCAGCUCAUCGGUUCCGAAUUCGGUUCUAUGAACUCCGACGAUAUCACAAAACUCGAAAAACUAUGCGUGAUUGCUGCAGACAGAAGCACGAAAUCCUUGUUCUUUCCCUGCGAUUUUAUCAUCGACAAAUGCAAAAUGGAAAGCACCAUCGAGGGUCUGAAGGAUCUGAAAGAGGAAGAGGAGGCGGAGUACUUCGCUACCACGUUCAAGCAAGAGAUCGCCGAGCUCAAGGAGGAACUGGAGGAGAUGAAGAAGUUUAUGUCCAUCCUCGAAAACGUGUUGGUUUCGCUGCGAUCCGCCCCCAAGCGAGCCAAGCUGACCGACCAGCAGUAA
Molecule: messenger RNA, 378 nt
Organism: Guillardia theta CCMP2712
Lineage: Eukaryota; Cryptophyceae; Pyrenomonadales; Geminigeraceae
Exons: 1
Coding region: 1-378 (125 amino acids)
Source: RefSeq, a predicted model, not a curated record